AGGUUUGAACCUCAAAUAAAACGGAUUCAAAACAUCAUGGUUCCGUCAGGAGAGAUGAACUCCGGAGCAGCGUUCCUGGUUCCUGGGUUCCCUAAACCUGGAGCUCCCUUCAAGAUCCUCCAUGUUCCCUCAAAACAACUGGAUAUUCCUAAUCCUUGGCAUCAAGAGACAAGGUCGGUUGAGAAUAUAAGAGAAGGUCAAUUAUCCGAGGAGAUAAAAGAACCCCCGGAGAAAAUCAAACCUGUUUUCAAAUCUUCCGCCAAACCGUCGAGUAAGAAUGAUAUUCCUUCAAAAGUCACACCUGGAGCCAAAGUAUUUCUCAAACCUAGUGGAACUGCUCCUAAAGCUGCUCCGAAGACUAGUGGAGCGGGAUUAAAGCCUAAAUCUUCUCGCAAAGCCAAUGUGCCAUCUCCAAUCCUUCAGAAGAGUACUCAAAAUAUUAGCGGACAAGAGGAGCAAUGUGUCUUAGGACUUUCUCAGGGUUCUGCAUCUCUUCCAGCUCCAGGUCCCAAUAUGAACCAAAAGUUCUCAGCCCUAGGUGCAUAUCCAGUAAGGUUCCAAACUCAAGGUACUGAUCUAACUCCAAGGUUUGGAGCUCCAGUUGUGAACCCAACCUCAAGGUUUCCUUCUCCAGUUGGAACUCUAACUCCCAGCCACCUUAACUAUAUACGAAGUGAGGACAAAAGAAAAGCCUACGCUGGACCUCUAGGAUCCCGUCAAAACAUUGAUAGCGUUGAUUUACAUAAGAAUACCCUGAGUAAAGGAACUCCUUCCUUCUUCCCUAAAUUUGGAGUUGGAGACAUAAACUUGGGGUUUCUAGUAUCCCUGGACCAGUCUGGAGAGAAAACUAGAGUUUGGGAAAUGAACGACCAACUAGCCAGCAAUGGUGGACGUGUACCUCAUAUAGGAGCAGGGGAAGGUGAUCAGGGAGGACCGGGUGGAGUACCAACCACAACCAGAGGAAUUCAAGGAGGAAAUCAUCUCCAAUCCAUGCCUGUAGCGCAUACACCUAAAAGAAAGCGUGUCAAUAAACCACCAAAAUAAGAAUUCUGAAUCUUAAGGAUUAAGAAAUAUUUUUCCGUCACAACCCUGGCACAUUCGCCAGUAAAUAACUUUCAUGGCCUUAUCUUUUUAGUUUUUAGUUAAAAUGUCUCUUUGAUAUUUAUUAUGUAAAAAUGUUUUUUUGUGAGAUUAACUGAAAAUUUAGUUGGAAACUAACAAUGUAUAAUAUGAAUUAAAAAUGGUUUUAUUCUUUUUAAUGCUAAGAAAAUUUAUAUUGUUACAGAUAUUAAAAAUCAU
This is a messenger RNA of Eurytemora carolleeae, 1299 nucleotides long. RefSeq lists its product as uncharacterized. NCBI's taxonomy places the organism in Eukaryota, Metazoa, Arthropoda, Copepoda, Calanoida, Temoridae. The transcript has 5 exons. The coding region runs from base 37 to 1044 and encodes 335 amino acids. The record is from RefSeq and is a predicted model, not a curated record.